Molecule: messenger RNA, 618 nt
Organism: Naegleria gruberi
Lineage: Eukaryota; Heterolobosea; Eutetramitea; Acrasida; Naegleriidae
Exons: 1
Coding region: 1-618 (205 amino acids)
Biological process (GO): rRNA base methylation
Molecular function (GO): rRNA (uridine-N3-)-methyltransferase activity
Source: RefSeq, a predicted model, not a curated record
AUGGAAAAUCGAAUGAUUCAAGCCAAAGUACUAACUCUCGAACAAGAUGAAACAACCAGUCAAUUAUUAAAUCAGAGAAAAUUAUUCUCAGUCACUGCAUCAAUAUGUAUGACAAAAUCAAGAGAUACUUUUGAAGAGAUGAUGUAUACAUGUUCCUCUAUGGGAGUGAACAAGAUUAUUCCAAUCAUGACUGAAAAGAAACAACAUGCUGAAUAUUUUGAAAAUAAGAAGGAUAGACUUGAAAAGAUUAUGAUUUCAGCAGUGGAGCAAUCCAAACAAUUUUAUGGAAUGCCAGAAAUUGCUUCACCUCUUUCAAUUCAAGAUUAUUGCAAGCAAAUGAAAGAGCAAUUGAAUGAAAGAAGAGUUUUCUUGGAUGUUGAUGGAGAAAAGCCUUGGCUUUCCCUCUUGAAUGAAAUUGAAGAAAACAAACAAAAGAUGAACAAGAUGAAUAUCAAUUUGCUUGUUGGACCAGAAAGAGAUUUAUUUGAUCAAGAACGAGCUCAGUUAGCAGAAUUGGGAUUUGAAUCUCUUUCUCUGGCUCGUAAAAUUGUAUACAGAAGUGAGGUUGCUCUCUCAGUUUCUCUUGGAAGUAUCACAUCAGUAAUUUGGAAUAAGUAA